Molecule: messenger RNA, 4233 nt
Organism: Phytomonas sp. EM1
Lineage: Eukaryota; Euglenozoa; Kinetoplastea; Trypanosomatida; Trypanosomatidae
Source: the annotation of a GenBank genome assembly
AUGGGAGUUCCAAAGUUCUUUCGAUGGUGUGCGGAGCGAUACCCUUCUAUCAUCACUUCAUUUAAGGAACACCCACCACUGGUCGAUAACUUUUAUAUAGAUUUCAACGGGAUAAUUCACAACUGCACGCAUUCGAAUGACGUAGACCCCAUGCUCAAAUCCCCCAGUGAGAAGAAAAUGAUUCAACUUAUGUUCGUUUAUUUGGAGAAGUUAUUUGUAGCUGUUCAGCCACGCAAAUGCUUUUUUAUUGCUGUGGAUGGCGUGGCGCCGCGCGCAAAGAUGAAUCAACAGCGGCAGCGUCGUUAUCGUUCUGCCUAUGAGCGCAUGGUUGCACGUGCGGAGGCAAUCGAGGAAGGUCGUGACGUCCCUAAUGAGGAGUACAUAUUUGAUAGCAACUGUAUUACUCCUGGUACUCCUUUUAUGGUCCGCGUUAGUGAGGCACUUUGCUUUUUCAUAGCAACAAAGCUUUCGACCGACCCUGCAUGGCAGAGCUGCAAAGUAAUCUUUAGUGGUCAUGAUAAUCCUGGAGAGGGAGAGCACAAAAUUAUGGAUUUUAUCCGAGGGAGAAAAAUGCAGCCGGGGUAUAACUCCAACGAGACCCAUUACAUGUAUGGUUUAGAUGCCGAUCUAAUUAUGCUUGCUUUGUCGACUCACGAGCCACAUUUCGUGUUGCUGCGCGAGGUAGUAGAAUUUGGCGGAAAAUCUCGCAAAGAAAGAGAAAGAGAGGAGGAAGAUGCCGCUAAAGGCAUUUGCUUGGAUAAGUCCUACAACAGAGAGGAUGAAUUUGUCUUGCUCCACAUCAACGUUCUACGUGACUAUUUGCAGAUGGAUAUCAGUGUAAAACUGAGUCCUUUCGCCAAAUGUACGUUUGAUUUGGAGAGGGUAAUUGAUGAUUUUGUUUUCAUGCUUUUUUUCGUUGGCAAUGAUUUCUUGCCUUCGAUCCCUACAGUGGGCAUUCAUGACCAAGGUGUGUUGAAGAUGUUGGACCUGUACACUGAGCACGUUCUCUCGAAGAAUCUUUUUCUAAUUCAUAAUGGCUCCAUUAAUUGGCAUGCCGUGGAGAUUUUUCUCUCUAAGCUCGGAGAGCUGGAGUUUAAGGCCAUCAAGGAACGGCAAGCUGGGGAGGCCGAGUACCAUUCUAACCGUAGUCGAAGGGACCCUUCGUACGAAGUCCCUACCUGUGCUAACACUGCAUUUACAUCCAUUGAGGAGUAUAAGGAGUCAUUUUAUCAAAAUAAACAUAAAAUUUUCGACGAAAAGGGAAUGGAAAGUCUCAAGCAGCAUUACGUAGAGGGUUUGUCCUGGGUUUUUUCCUAUUACUACCAGGGCGUGCCCUCAUGGAAAUGGUUUUAUCCACACUACUAUGCACCAAUGGCUAGUGAUCUUGUCAAUUUGGCAGCGAUUGGAGCCAAGGUAUCUUUUGAGUUCGGCAAGCCUUUCCUGCCGCACCAGCAGCUGCUUGCCGUGUUGCCACCUAUGUCCUACCGGUCUAUUCCCAAAGCAUACUGGCCUCUAUUGAAGAGCAGCUCCAGUCCACUGGCAAGCUUUUACCCCGAGCACAUCACUAUUGAUCGUGAAGGCACGCGCGCUGAGUGGGAAGGUAUUGUUUUAAUUCCCUUUAUUGAUGAAAAAAUUCUCUUAUCAGCUUAUGAGUCUGUUCAGAGUCAGGUGGAUCGAGAAGACGCCAAUAACAACAAGCUUGGCCCUUCUAUCUGUUUCUCUUUCGACCCCACGAUCACCCCCUAUGACUUGAAAAGCAACUUGUUUAGCCCAUUGCGGAGUAUUUUUGUGAAAAAGGAGGCGUAUGAGUUUCCUCCUUACCGCCGUUUCGAACCAAAUUUAUGCAAGGGCGUGUGUAUCGGUGACAAGGAGUUGGAGGGCUUCUCGUCUUUACAGUCCAAGAUUAAGCUUAUCACGCCCACUUACGAAUCUGGUGUAGUCGAUAUUUUUAAAAGAAUUUCCAAAGAGCAGAGUCUGAUACUAAAUUUAAAAAACUUCACUAGCUCCAAGACAGCUGAGGAGGAAGCUACACUUAUUGGAAAGGAGGUCCUGGUGGGCUUCCCUCAUUAUAAGCGAGCACGUAUAGCUUCGUUGAGCGAUGCACGUGUCACUCUAACUGCGUUAUACAAUCGAGACGGCAGCUUUAGUGGGGUAGAGAAACGAGAAAAGAAUCGCGACGAGUCAUUAUUGUUCCUCAAAGAAGCAGAGGCACAUCGUAGAUACAUGAAGUUAAAGUUGGGGAUCAGCGUAGAUGAAGUUCCAGUAUUGGUGUAUGUAAAUCGUUUCUUUGGCAUGCGCGUGUCGAAUAAGGGAUAUCUUACGCGACAAUUUUCCUCGAGCGAGACAUGCUACCCUCUACCGCUCAUAUGUCUUCUUAGCGACAUUAAGAUGGUUGAGGAUACUCGUUAUAUGGAGCGUGAGCGCACUGACGUAGACAGCACGCAAGGGGACAGCUGUGUUUAUAUUGGGCCUGAGCCAAAAAGCAAAGACACAGCGUCGGUCUUUGGCAGCUGUGGCCAGAUUCUUUCCACUGAGUCCAACUCCAACGCUUUCACGAUAUCAUUAAAGGUGCCUCGGAAUCCCUUCACGCUUCCUUCAAGUCUUUCUGAGUUUGCGUCACCCAAAAAUUGGGUUGCCCUACAAGUUGCGGCAGACAAGCUUGGCAUCAGUUCACGUACUCUCACCACUAUAUGCAGCUCUAUUGUGACCGUACCACAGUUUGGCUCUCGCGAACUUGGCUUAUGCAUCAAGUUUUCGGGUCGCGGUUUGGCACGUGUGGGGUACGCCAGGUUGCUCCAGCGCAAUGUGAAACCGUGGUAUGUGUCGAAUAUUGACAUUUUUUCGCGCAUAGAGCAGGACGAAAAUGUGGGUCAUCACCUUGAAAAGGUUGAAAAGGGAGAGUACGUGGGCAAACACGCGGGUAAUGGCUAUGGUACGUGGUAUCUUUCCCAAGGCGCCAUGAAGUUACUGAAGGAUUACAUUAAUUACUUUAGCCCAUUAGUUGACCUUCUAGAGAAGGGCAUAAGUAGCCAUCAUAUUGAUCCCCCGCAGUUCUUGACGGGAAAAUGGGAAGAAUGCGAUGCCGAUGAUAUUUUAGACGAAAUCACUUCUUUUUUGGACGAUACCGGCAUCAAAAAAGUCCCAAUGGUCACUGCCACAGAUGACGCGUUUCCCCCAGCCCUGUUGGAAGAACUUGAGACAUCCCUAGAGCAUCAUGAGACCCAGAAAACGAAGAUGCUCACACUACGACAUGUGCCGAAGAAUUAUCUUUAUUUUCCUAUAACACGAAGUAUUGGUGGGCACUUGAUCCCUAUUCCAUUACCCCGGGAACAAACCUUCCGGUUAGGGGCGCGUGUGGUAAAUUGCCGUGUUACAGGCAUGGUUCCGUUCGGUGCGCGAGGCACAGUUGUGCGUUUACUCGCUAGUGGACGUGAUGCUGAGGUGGUUUACGAUAUUCCUUUCACCUCCGGCGUCCGCUUUCAUGGACGCCUAAAGGAUUACCGUGGUGCUAUCACAAAACUCUCAGCACUUCUUGUCCUAAAGAAUGUUGCUGAGGAUGGCCCGCGUUCGAGUGUUACUUUACCCGUCGUAAAGGACGUUCUUCAGACUCCGCACUCGGGUCUUUCUGAGGCCAAUACGAAUGAAAUUAAAGCGGAAACUGGCACGGAUUCGCUUUUCGUGCCCAAACCUCGCAGUGCAAUCGCGACUGCUUCCGUGGCAACUAGCACAAAAAUUGAGACCAUCUGUGCUUCUAAUUUGUCACCCGAGACGAUUAAUGUAAACUCACAGGGGCCUACAGGCUUCCCCAGCAAUACGGUUAGCUUUACUUCUUCUAGUCCAACUGGCGGCAUAAAGCUUCGAGAGUUAGUCAGCUGCUUGCCUACGUUGUCCUCUCCAUCCUCCAAUAUCAAAGCUGCCGCUGCUGGAACAGGAGAUUUCGUGAAGCCAUUUACUCCCAUUUCCCAUAAAUUCGUCUCACAAGAAGCAUUACGGGAAAAUGGGUCGCAAAAACAAGAACAAAAGUCUGAUGAAACGAGUUCAUUUGGGAAUAGAAACACAGGACAUGCCCAGAAGACAAAUAUGGAUGCAACAUUAAGCAGCAAGAUUACUGAAUGGAAGGCAAUACCGGAAGAGUUUGUGUCAGGAAAAAUACGUAUCACGUGUAAGGAAUCUGGAUCUGUGUUUAAGAAAUGGUUAAGCACCUUCUUGGAAGCUGAAAUUAAAAAUGCGUAG